Molecule: messenger RNA, 3929 nt
Organism: Daktulosphaira vitifoliae (grape phylloxera)
Lineage: Eukaryota; Metazoa; Arthropoda; Insecta; Hemiptera; Phylloxeridae
Product: probable ATP-dependent DNA helicase HFM1
Exons: 23
Coding region: 66-3617 (1183 amino acids)
Molecular function (GO): ATP binding; nucleic acid binding
Source: RefSeq, a predicted model, not a curated record
UUAAUUUUAAUUUUGGAAAUUCUUUAAUUUUGGUUAUUUUUAUACAUAUACACUAUAAUACAAAAAUGAGCAACAAGAAAAAUAAUGUUUUACAAACACCGUUAUGUUCAACAACAAUUGCUAAUAAAUUGUUUGCAGUUACUAAUUUACCUCAAAAUUACAGAGACUUAUUUUCAAAUUAUACCCAUUUUAAUAGAAUUCAAACAACUAGCAUCGAAACUUUAUUAUACACAGACAAUUCUGUCGUUGUUUGUGCACCUACUGGAUGUGGAAAAACAGUUAUAUUUGAAAUAGCCAUAGUACGACUACUUGAAUCUUGUAAUAAAACUAACGAUGAAAUUAGAAGAAUAAAAAUUAUUUAUGUUGCUCCAAUCAAAGCUAUAUGCUCUGAGCGUUAUCAAGAUUGGCAUAACAAAUUUUCGAAACACGGUUUAACGAGUAUUGAAAUAACUGGCGACACUGAAUCUUUUGUGGAUAGUUCUAUUAUUUCUCAAUAUCAAAUUAUAAUUACUACUCCAGAAAAAUUGGAUUUAUUAAUGAGGCGUUCAAAUUUUAUUUAUAAUUCGACACUUUUUAAUGCGUUCAAACUUUUUUUGAUAGAUGAAGUCCAUAUAUUAAAUGAGUAUAUUCGUGGUACUACUUUGGAAUCAAUUGUGUGUCGUUUAAAGUUAUUACAAAAUACAACAAAAUCACUUCGUUUUAUUGCUGUGUCAGCUACAUUAUCAAACGUAGAAGAUAUUGCAAAUUGGUUGAGUGUAGAUUCAAAAAAACCCGCUUACUGUUUCAGAGCGAAUGAAGAUGAAAGACCUGUAAAACUUAAAAAAAUUGUUAAAGGAUAUUGUAGCAGUACAAAUGGCUUUGGUUUUGAUUUGCAUCUUUCGUAUAAAAUUGAGCCAUUAAUUAAGAAGUAUUCGAACAAUCGCCCUACUUUAAUUUUUUGUUCAACAAGAAUGAGUGUGCAGACAACAAGUGAAAUUCUAUCGAGAAAUUUAAAUAUUCCUUUAUGUGAGGAAACGAGGAAUAUUAUUGAUUUAUGUACCAAAAAUUUACGCGAUGAUAAACUGAGAGAUGUUAUAAGAUUCGGUGUUGGUUUUCAUCAUGCAGGCAUGGUAACGAAAGAUAGAGGUUGUGUGGAGCAACUUUUUAGAAGUGGUCAUCUACCAGUCUUAGUUACUACAAGCACAUUAGCUAUGGGAGUGAAUUUCCCAGCACAUUUAGUAAUUAUUAAAUCUACUGAACAUUAUGAUUUUAAUGAAUAUAAAGAAUAUCCACAAAGCCAAAUAUUGCAAAUGAUUGGAAGAGCUGGUAGGCCUCAGUACGAUGAAACUGCAACUGCUAUAAUUAUGACCAGGAAUUCAACCAAGGAAAAGUAUGAAAUUUUACUGGCUGGUAAUUGUUUAGUAGAAAGCAAUCUUCAUAAAAAUCUCAUCGAUCAUUUAAAUACAGAAAUAUCAUGUAGAACAAUCGACGAUGUAUCCGUCGUAAAAAAUUGGAUCCGUUCUACAUUUCUGUACGUGCGUGCAUGCAAAUCACCCCAAAACUACUCAAUGCUACAUAGUCUUAACCCUAAAGAAGUUGAAAAUCAACUUCACAAUUUAUGCCUAGAAGAAAUUAAAAAAUUAUUUUACAAUGGACUAGUCAAUGUAAUUGAAGAACGUAUGAUCUAUCCGAAUGCAGAGGGAGAAAUAAUGGCAAAAUAUAUGAUCAGUUUUGAAACAAUUAAAACCUUUAUGACGUUAAAGGGAAAUGAAGAUUUGAGAGAAUUGAUUAGAAUAUUAGCUAAUUGUAAAGAAUUCGAAAGUAUUAAAUUAAGAAAUAAAGAAAAACGUAUACUUAACAAUUGGAAUAAAAGCGAAUCAACAGAUGACAAGACCAUUAGAUUUCCCAUCGAAGGAGGAAUUAAAACCAGGCAGGAUAAAAUUAAUUGUCUCUUACAAGCAACACUUGGAUCUUUAAAUAUAACAGACAAGUUACUGGCGCAAGAUGCAAACAGAAUAGAAAAAAUAUCUAUUUGUUUGGCUAAUGCAUUAAAAGAAAUAGUCCCUAAGAAAAAUAAUUUUAUUGGUGCUCGCGCAACUUGUAUUUUAUUGAAAUGUGUAAAUGUCAAACUUUGGGAGAACUCAAAACAUAUAACCAAACAAAUGACUGGGAUAGGGCCAAUUUUGUCCGAAUUUUUAGUUAAAAAUGAAAUAAUUUCAAUCCAGGCGAUAUUAAACACAAAUCCUAGAGAUAUAGAGCGAAUUUUAGGUCGAUUGCCACCAUUCGGAAAUCGUAUUAAAAAUUUCAUAAAACAAAUUCCAAUGUAUAAACUAUUAAUUUCGUAUAAGAAAAAUUCGAAUAAUAUAAAUUUUGAAAUUUCUUUGAUGAAUCCAGAGAAUGUAGUUAAGAGAUCACGAGAUACAGUUGCCUUAUUGGUAGGCGAUUCAAUUAACUGCCUUUUAAAAAUUCUUCAUAAACAAAAUGUAGAUUUUUUCAAAGAUGAAAGCCAAGUCGUUCGCACUUCGGUAUAUCUAGAGAAUCUCAACAAACCAAAUGUCAAGGGUCAUAAUUACUCAAUUGCUGUGUGUCUAAUUAGUGAUAAAUGGGUGGGAAACGAUAUCGAAAUCAUAUUACCCUUGAUAAACAAUUCCGAUUUUACUAAAGUUGUGAUGAGCGGAGAAAAUGAUUCAUUAGAUGUUUCUCAACAAAUAGAAAUAACCAAUUUUAUGAAAAAGAAAAACAGUUCUUUCUUUGAUAUAGAAAAUAAAACAAUUGGUAACAUAAAUGUUGAAAAUAAUGAUUUUUCUGCAGAAAAUAAAAACCUAGCUCAGGUUGAAAAAAAUUAUUCAAGUGAUAACAUUGCUGUAUUUGAUGAACAUAAUUCAAUCAAUGAGUUCUUUGAAGGGGACAAUUUAGAUUACAUUUUUACGAAUAUUGAUGACUACAGUGAUAAUAGUGACAGCUUUUCAUUAAAUUCGAGUAAAAAUCAAAUAAAUACCACAAUUGAAAAUCAAUCUGAACAAAAAAAGAAUUAUUUAAAGAGCGACAAUUUUAAGAAGUUUGAAAUACCAUCGUUGAAAAUUCCUAUUCAGUCUGAAAUUAGAAAAAUAAAUUUACAAUUAAACAAAGAAAAUCCCAGUAAACCAAAAGAAAAUACCAAGUCUUUGUCACAGCGUAUACAUGAUAACCUUAAAACUGUUGAAUGUUGUGCUUAUUCGUCUCUUCCUACAUUUUAUCCGAGUAAAUUAAAAAAUAAUGAAAAUACUGUAGAAAAACCAAAGAAAUCAGAUUUAUUUAUCCAAUCCAACUUGAAAAUGAAUUUUGAACAAGAUAUUAAAGAAAAAUUAGUAAAUAAAAUAUUUUUACCGAGUACUACAAAAUUUACACAAAAGACUAUUGACUGUUAUUUUAAACAGUCCAAAAAGCCAAUAAAGAGGCUUAGUAAUUUAAAAUUUAGCGAUUUUCUUAGAGAUAAAAGCGAAUCUAGUGAAUUUACAAAUAAUGAUACAGGAACUGUUGAAAAACAAACAUCAGAUCUAAGUCUAUUUAAGCAUUUUCAAAAUAGUCAAAAGUUAACAUUAAAGUUAAUGAAUUCAUCAAAAUUUAACCAGGACAAAUCAAUUAAAAAUAACUUAUGAUUUUUAAUAUUUCCUGUAGUAAUUAACAAAUAUUAACAAAUCAAUAAUUUUAAUUAUUUAUCAUGAUAAAACAACUUUAAUCAAAACAAUUUCAAUUUUAUGUGGAGCUAUUUUUUAUUUUCAAAAUUUUUUUACAACUAUACAAUACAUUUUACAUAUAUUUAAUAAAAAUGUAUAGUUAUGAUAUUGUGAAUGUUUGUCUGACAUAAUUUGAUGUAAAUUUCCCUACAUUUUACUUUUUUGUUGAAACGAAAAAACUCAAUAAAUUUUUUUUAAUUGGAAAUUUACCCAGUAAUGUGUUAGUAACAUGUA